Hemiscyllium ocellatum (epaulette shark) is the source of this 3492-nucleotide messenger RNA. RefSeq names its product girdin-like. Gene Ontology annotation, molecular function: dynein light intermediate chain binding; microtubule binding. Lineage: Eukaryota; Metazoa; Chordata; Chondrichthyes; Orectolobiformes; Hemiscylliidae. The annotation marks the transcript as partial. The record is from RefSeq and is a predicted model, not a curated record. Gene Ontology annotation, biological process: cytoskeleton-dependent intracellular transport; cytoplasmic microtubule organization. Gene Ontology annotation, cellular component: cytoplasm; centrosome. The transcript is spliced from 19 exons.
UUGAGGAAGUGUUUGGCAGUAUUUCUUUGGCUGAUGGUGUGUUCCUGGUUGGUGGAAUUGUUCCUGUCUCUCACUGGGAGCUGAUGGAGCCCUGGAAGGAGUUGGCGAUGUGUUCCUGACACCGUGCCUAUCUGGUGACCGCGCUGUCGGUGAACGAUGGAGCUGUCAGGGCGUGCUGGCAGCACCCGGAGACGGUCCGUCCUAAAGAGUGACUCUCAGCUCAGUUACAAACUACAGCAGUUCAUGCAGAGCCCAUUGGUCAGCUGGGUGAGGACAUUUGAAGCUUCCCUCGAUGGUGACGAUGGACAGUACAUGGAGGUGAAAGCGCUGGGCCGGACGGACUGCCAGGCCGACUACCUCAAGCUGGUCGAUGGUGUCUUCCUCAACAGAGUCAUGAGGCAGAUAGACACAAACCCCCAGACUCAACGUAUCUACCACAACGCUGGCAACGAUGAGGUGGUCCGGGUGCAGAACCUCACCAUCCUGGUCCAACAAAUCAAAUCCUUCUACCAGGAGGACCUACAGCAGCUCAUCCUGAUGGACCUCCCCAAUGUACAGCUACUGGGCCGGGACCCCCUGAGCGACGCUGCGCUGCAGGAGCUGGAGAAAAUGCUGCUAUUACUCCUCGGCUGUGCAGUUCAGUGUGAGGAUAAGGAAGAGUUCAUCGGACGCAUCCAGACGCUGGACUUGGACGUACAGACGUCAGUGGCCAGACACAUCCAGGAGAUUACCCAGAACCGAGAGAACCUGGUGUCAGUUCAGUGCGGGGACCUAGCGUCCAGCUCAGUGGAGGAGCUGCACCUCCUGUUCGGGAACAUGGUGCAGCAUCUCAAGGAGCUGGUCAAUCAGAGGGACGAGAACAUGGAGAGAAUAGCCGAACUGAUCCAGGAGAGGGAGCUUUGCCAGUUACACCACGGAUCAGGAGCAGGGAAUUGUGAGGGAGGGACUGGCCACAGGUCCGGGGAAAGCCGUGAACAUCUCACAGUCCAGCUCGUCGACUCAAAAUCUAAACUGCGGCGCCUACGGCAGGAACUGCAGGAGAAGAGCGAGGAGCUGGAAGACUGUAACCAGGAGCUGGAGGAAUUACAAUCGGCCUGGAAACAGCUCCAGAAACAGAACCGGGAGCUGAUGUUAGAAGCCCGAGCGGCCAGGACCUAUCGGGAUGAGGUGGACAUCCUCCGCGAAAAGGCCACUCGAGUGGACAGGCUCCAGAGUGAGGUCAAGGCCUACAAGGAACGCCUCAACAGCAUCGAGUUCUACCGGGGCAAGGUGGAGGAGGAGCGAGAGUACAGUCGGGCCCUGCUGGAGACGAAGACUAUCCUGGAGGAACAGCUGGAGGCAGCCCGCGCGCGCUGCGACCGUCUCCACCAGCUGGAGAAGGAGGGACUGCUGCUCCGAACAGCCCUCAACGACCUCGAGAUGGAACGGGAAGCAGAUCAGAAGCGAAUCGAAGAGCUGAUGGAGGAGAACCUGACCCUGGAGAUACAGGCGAGCAAGACACAGGAGGAGGACUCAAGGCAGCAGCGAUGGAGGACAGAGUCAUUAUCAGAGGGGUUUCCGCACUCCGAAUUUACCCUGAGACCCCUCAGCGAUGAGGUGAAUGAGGUGACAUCGGCUCAGCUGAUGAGGCUGGAACGGGAGAAUCAGGAAUUAAGGAAGAAGGCCGAGGAAUUCCGGAAUGCUCACAUUGAGGCAGACAGCAGUCAGAGCGUGAAAAUGGUCAGCCUGGAGAGAGAAAACCAACAGCUGCAGAAAAUGAUGGAAAGGCUACAAGCUGAAGUUGCCGAGGAGAAGGAGAACACUCGGAAUAUCGAGGGAAUGAGCAACGAUCUCAUGAUGGAGAAGGACAGGAUGGAGAGAACAAUGCAGAUUCUGAGGGAGAACAGUGAAAGAGAGGUGGAGGAGCUGCGGCUGGAGCGGGAUCAGCUGAGGCAAACAGUGGAGGCCUUGAGGCAAAGGUCGCAGGUCAGCUCCGAGGCCAGGGUCAAGGACAUCGAGAAGGAGAACGCCAUCCUGCACCAGGCCAUGGCGGAGGCUGGGCUGAGGCAGAGCACCCUGGCUUCCGAGAGGAACCAGGCCCUGCUCGAGCUGGAGCAGAGCCGGGCCCUGGCUGAGAAGGCUGAGGCUCUGUCCCAGGAGCUAGGCCGCAUUCGCCUGCUGAACGAGGAGCUCCGAGAGCGGGCUACGGAGCUGGAAAGCAGCCUGGGGAGGCUCCCGGCACUGGAGGAGAAGGCUUCGGGCCUGCAGGCUGAGAACGGGAGGCUCCGCCAGAGCCUGGAGGCAGUCACCGAGAGGCUCGAGGCCUCAGAGCGGGAGAGGGCCCGUUGCGAGGAGGAGAGCCUGAGGCUUAGGGAGGCGGAUGGGGCGGCGCUGGAGCAGGCCGAGACGGAGAACCGGGAGCUGGGGAGGGAGAGGGACCGGCUGCGCAGGGAAGCGGCCCGGCUGGAGGGGGAUCUAGCCAGGGGCCAGGAGCAGGCUUUGGCCUACCGCGCCGCCCAGUCGGAGCUCCAGCAGCUCCGCCGGAGCCUGGAGGGCACCAGGGGGCGCCUCUCGGAGCUGGAGCAGGAGGCCGAGGAGUCAGAGGGGGAGGCCCAGAGGCGGCAGCGGGAGCUGGAGGAGCAGCGGGCGGCGUGUGGCCUGCUGGAGCAGGCCCGGCAGGCCCUGGAGCAGGAGUUGGAGCAGACCGAGGGGGAGAGGAGGCAGCUGGCCAAGGAGAACCGGCGCCUCAGGCAGCACGCGCAGAGCCGCGACACCUCCCUGGAGGAGCAGAGCCAGCGAGCGGCCGGGCUGGAGCUCGAGAACCGACGCCUGCUGCAGGAGAUCAGCCGGGCCCAGGAGGACCGCGACAGCCUGGCGGAGGCGCUGGCAGGGAACUCCCAGCUCCAGCAGCAGCUCGCCGCCAGCAAGGGAGAAGCCUCCGGCCUUCGCGAGGACCUGAUGAAUGAGAAACUGAGGGCCCAGGGGCUCAGUAACCAACUGGACAGUCUGAGUCACAAACUGGAGAGGAUGGGCAUCGAACAGGGCCAAGUGCUGCCUGCAGGCGAGGAGAGUAGUUUUCGGUUGUUGGAGGAGAGGUUGGACUCCGUUUUUAAGGACACUCUGACGAUCCGGGAGACUCACAUCGCCAACCUGAGGAGCCAACUGGAGGAUGCUGGGAGGCGGAACCAGGAGCUCAGUGACCAGCUACAGGAGUUACAGCGGGAGCUGGAAAAGCCAGCGCAGAGGGACGAGUCACUGGGCAGGACAGUUGCCAUGACGAUGGAGGGUGAGGCGCCGUCUGAGGCCAAGUCAGAACGCCGGGAAUUUCUGAGGGAAGUGAGCAGCGACCGUCUGAUCGAGGUGGAGAGGAAGAACGCCACGCUGCUGGCGGAGAAGGAGGCGCUGACGGUGGCCCUGGGCCAGCAGGAAUCGGUGAAUGGCAGUCUCCAGGCACAGAUCGUGGUCCUGCAGAAACACACCGUGUCCCUCCAGGAGCAGAACGGGCGGCUGCAG